Messenger RNA from Aplosporella prunicola CBS 121167, 603 nucleotides. RefSeq lists its product as uncharacterized. The record is from RefSeq and is a predicted model, not a curated record. The transcript has 8 exons. Gene Ontology annotation, biological process: small GTPase-mediated signal transduction. Gene Ontology annotation, molecular function: GTPase activity; GTP binding. Bases 1 to 603 code for a protein of 200 amino acids. Lineage: Eukaryota; Fungi; Ascomycota; Dothideomycetes; Botryosphaeriales; Aplosporellaceae.
AUGCCUCUCUGUGGUGGAACCAAGACCGUGCAGCGGAAGCUUGUGCUUCUCGGCGACGGUGCCUGUGGCAAGACUUCGCUCCUCAAUGUCUUCACCCGAGGUUACUUCCCCACGGUUUACGAGCCGACGGUCUUUGAAAACUACGUACAUGACAUCUUCAUCGACAACGUCCACGUGGAGCUGAGUCUAUGGGACACGGCCGGUCAAGAAGAAUUCGACAGGCUGCGCUCAUUGUCAUACGAUGACACCCAUGCCAUCAUGCUCUGUUUCAGCGUCGACUCUCCUGACUCCCUCGAAAACGUAGAGACGAAAUGGGUGGGAGAAAUCGCCGAGAACUGCCCCGGAGUUAAGCUCGUACUCGUAGCAUUGAAGUGUGAUCUGAGGGAACAGACGGACGACGAAGAAGGCCAACAGGCCGCUGAAAAGCCUCUCAUCAACUACGACCAGGGUCUCAAGGCCGCGGAAAAGAUUAGGGCGCUCAGAUAUCUUGAAUGCUCCGCGAUGAAGAACCGCGGUGUCAACGAGGCUUUUACUGAGGCCGCAAGAGUAGCGCUCUCGGUCAAGGGAGCGAAGGAGAACGACAAGAAGUGUGUGGUGAUGUAG